Messenger RNA from Rhincodon typus (whale shark), 1077 nucleotides. RefSeq names its product pinopsin-like. The transcript has 5 exons. Gene Ontology annotation, biological process: visual perception; G protein-coupled receptor signaling pathway; phototransduction. Gene Ontology annotation, cellular component: photoreceptor outer segment; membrane. The record is from RefSeq and is a predicted model, not a curated record. Lineage: Eukaryota; Metazoa; Chordata; Chondrichthyes; Orectolobiformes; Rhincodontidae. Gene Ontology annotation, molecular function: G protein-coupled receptor activity. The coding region runs from base 1 to 1077 and encodes 358 amino acids.
AUGGGUUUCUCUAACGCCCCCAUUAGUGUGCCCAAUGUGACCAUCAGUGCAUUCGAUGGUCCUCAGUGGCUGCACAUUGCCCCGAGGGGCACCUACAUUGCCGUGGCCACUCUGAUGGGCACUGUGGUCAUCCUAGCCUCCUUCAUGAAUGGGAUGGUCAUCCUAGUGUCGGUCAGAUACAAGAGGCUCCGAUCUCCCCUCAACUACAUCCUGGUGAACCUGGCUGUGGCAGACCUGAUGGUCACUUUCUUUGGCAGUACCAUCAGUUUUUCCAACAACAUCAAUGGGUACUUCACUCUGGGACACACCAUGUGUCAGUUCGAGGGUUUCAUGGUGUCUCUGACAGGUAUUGUGGGACUGUGGUCGCUGGCGAUCCUGGCUUUCGAGCGGUACAUCAUCAUUUGCAAACCGAUGGGCGAUUUCCGCUUCCAACAGAGGCACGCAGUGUUGGGCUGUCUCUUCACUUGGAUCUGGUCUUUGGUGUGGACAAUGCCCCCUCUCCUGGGCUGGAGUAGUUAUGUACCUGAGGGUUUGCGAACAUCUUGUGGACCAAACUGGUACACGGGAGGGAGUAACAACAACAGUUAUGUGGUCGCUCUCUUUGUUACCUGCUUCAUGAUGCCGUUGAGCCUGAUCAUCUUCUCCUAUGUCAGUUUGUUGGUGGUUCUCCGAGCUGUUGCUCAGCAACAGAAAGAAUGUCAGACAACACAGCGAGCAGAACGAGAGGUUAGCCGCAUGGUGGUGGCCAUGGUGAUGGCUUUUUUGAUCUGCUGGCUCCCUUAUACAACGUUUGCUUUGGUUGUUGCUGUGGAUAAGGACAUUGUGAUUCACCCGACCUUGGCCUCCAUGCCAUCCUAUUUCUCAAAGACCGCCACCGUCUACAACCCCAUUAUCUAUGUCUUCAUGAACAAACAGUUCCGGACAUGUUUGCUGACUACCCUGUGCUGCGGGAGGUUCUCGGAGGGUGACGCCACGUCAUCCACAUCCACCAGCAGGAGCCAGACUGAAGCCUCAAACCUUUCUGAGGGGGGGGGAAGAGGAGGAAGGGAAGGGGGUAACAGAAUUACACCGGCCUGA